AUGUUUCAGGAAACGCCGCCGCACGUCAGCCACGCCCCCUGCUGCCAUGGCAACGGCGCGCUGGCUGGGAAACCCGGAGGAGCGGAUGGGCGGGGCCCAGACGCCACGUUCCCACUUCUUCUAAACCCUUUCCCCAACCAUGUAAGGAGAGGCAGCUGCUGGGGGCGUCCCCAGGAUCUAAAGAUAGCGGCCCCUGCCUCGGAUUCUAAACGCCUCGGGGCAGCGGGAGCCGCCAUGGCACGGCAGCAUGCUCGGACCCUGUGGUACGACAGGCCCAAGUAUGUGUUCAUGGAGUUUUGUGUUGAGGACAGCACCGAUGUCCACGUGCUCAUCGAAGACCACCGCAUUGUGUUCAGCUGCAAGAAUGCCGAUGGAGUGGAGUUUUAUAAUGAGAUUGAGUUCUAUGCCAAGGUGAACUGCAAGGACUCGCAAGAUAAGCGCUCUGGCCGCUCCAUUACUUGCUUUGUGAGGAAAUGGAAGGAGAAGGUGGCCUGGCCCCGACUCACUAAGGAGGAUAUCAAGCCAGUGUGGUUGUCUGUGGAUUUUGAUAACUGGAGAGACUGGGAAGGGGAUGAAGAAGUGGAGCUGGCUCAGGUGGACCAUUACGCAGAGCUUUUGGAGAAGGUGAGCACCAAGAGGCCUCCCCCUGCAAUGGACGACCUGGAUGAUGAUUCUGACAGUGCGGACGUAACCAGUAAUUAA
Molecule: messenger RNA, 702 nt
Organism: Lipotes vexillifer (Yangtze River dolphin)
Lineage: Eukaryota; Metazoa; Chordata; Mammalia; Artiodactyla; Lipotidae
Gene: PTGES3L
Product: prostaglandin E synthase 3 like
Exons: 8
Coding region: 1-702 (233 amino acids)
Biological process (GO): protein folding; chaperone-mediated protein complex assembly
Cellular component (GO): nucleus; cytosol
Molecular function (GO): protein-folding chaperone binding; Hsp90 protein binding
Source: RefSeq, a predicted model, not a curated record